Molecule: messenger RNA, 1035 nt
Organism: Chenopodium quinoa (quinoa)
Lineage: Eukaryota; Viridiplantae; Streptophyta; Magnoliopsida; Caryophyllales; Amaranthaceae
Product: outer envelope pore protein 16-3, chloroplastic/mitochondrial-like
Exons: 3
Coding region: 170-658 (162 amino acids)
Biological process (GO): protein insertion into mitochondrial inner membrane
Cellular component (GO): TIM22 mitochondrial import inner membrane insertion complex
Molecular function (GO): transmembrane protein transporter activity
Source: RefSeq, a predicted model, not a curated record
UUGUCAAAUAAUCAAGCUAAAAAAAAAUAAUUAAUUAAGUUAACAACAUCUUACCAAAAACCUAGAUCUGUCCUCUUUCUCUCUCUUAGUUUUCCAUUGAAGCGUACUCCACAUUUUCCAUUGAAAUUUUCUAUCUUCCGUUGAAGCUGCUUCUAAGUUCGGAAAAGCUAUGGAUUCAGUCAGCCCCGCAGAACGCAGAUACUUUGAAGACGAUGACACCCCCAUGAUGAAAGUUAUUAAGGGUACAACUAGUGGUCUAGCAGCUGGAACAAUCUUUGGUACUGUUGUGGCAACAUGGUAUGACGUGCCUCGUGUUGAGAGAAAAGUUGCAUUACCAGGAUUGAUAAGGACUUUGAAGAUGAUGGGAAACUAUGGGCUAACAUUUGCUGCUAUAGGUGGUAUUUUCAUUGGUGCAGAGCAGAUGGUGGAACAUUAUAGGAAAAAGAGAGACUUUGUUAAUGGGGCAGUUGGUGGCUUUGUUGCUGGAGCUUCUGUUUUGGGCUUCAAAGGAAGGAGCAUUCCAACGGCAAUUUCUGCGGGAGCUGCAUUGGCUGCCACUUCUGCCCUCAUUGAUAUUGGUGGUCAGACAACAAGAAUUGACAAUGGUAAAGAGUACUACCCUUACACUGUCAAGAAAAGGCCUGCACUCACAGAAUAAGCUCGUGUUGCUGCUAUCGUGUUUCAGAGGCAAUGCUUUGGCUUAUUCUCAGAUAAGAUGUAUUUUCUUGUGUAAUUUCUUUUUGCCUUAGCCUUACUUUAAAACUCGUUAGCCACACAUUUGAGUGAAUUGUUGAAUAAAUUUGUACUGCCAUUUUGCAAGUUUUUAACUUAUUUUGUUUUCCAAACAAAAUUAAGGAAAACAUUUUGCUGCUUCUUGAUAUCCUUAAGAGAGCAAGGAUGUACAAUGAGCGUUAAUUCCUGAUGUUUACCCACUGUUAGUGCCUUUUCUUACUUGUUAACUAGUCAGUGGCUUUAAACUUGUUAAGGUUGUAAAAUUUUUUAAACUCUAGCUGAAAGAAUCUAAUUUAUGAGGCA